GUGAGUAUGAGACGCCGUGCCGCGCCAGCCCGCUUCAGUGUAGUGCUCGUUACCCAAACAUCCACUUCGGCUCCGGUACCGCAAGGGGGACAAAAAAUAUCGCAAAUUGCGGAAACCGAAAAGUUCAAUUUCGAAAAUGCGCCCGGGUUUCAUCCCCUCGUGAAGUUUUUUUCUUUUUUUCUGUCUCUGCGAGAAACCGUCACCUGUUAAGGCCGCAUUUACGAUGGGAACCCGCUUACGAUGUUACGACUCGGUGGGAGAGUGAACCCGGGGGUGUCCCCCCCUUGGAAAAGCGUCGCCUGGGAUGACUCACCCACCCCUAGCACAGGUGAUCGGUAGACUUUCGCGCCGCUCGGUCCGCUCGCCCCAUUUCUGCUUCUACUUCGUGCAGCUUUUCGUCUUCCUGGUUUUCUACCAGAACCCCGAGCGGGAUUGAGCUCCAAGAUGUGCGCGGAAACUUGCGGCAUGCCCGUGGUCCGGAACCAAAUUCGGGGUCCGAGUGUUGGUGUCCAGUGCGGUGCUCCCCCGUUUGACUUUGAAACAUGUUCCUCCCCCCCUGGCGACGGUAGUCAAAUUUUAGUCGAUAGUGCGUUGUCAAUUCUCGUAGUUCCGUUUAAAGUAUUGUUUUGUUUGAGUAGGUGCUCUUCCAAGUAUUUGCUCCUGAAUUGCUUUACUGUCGUGUUUGUGUUGCACAGUAUCCUCUGGACCAGUCCGCCGAUGUUGGUUGAAGCCGGAUUGUGUUGGGAAGCCUCAGCAAAUGGUAAAACGUGCUUAGGAGUAGAUAUAAUAUACACGAACGUAUCAAAGGAGACGUGCUGUAGUGCGAGACCGGGGACUAUGUCAUACUGGAGUUCCAAAAGUUACUCCAAUUCAACUUUGUUCCUGCACAUUCACAUGGAUUCCAAUCAUCCUUGCACUCCAUGCAAAGACUCUUGCUCGGACGUGAACUGCGGGGAGGGCCGUAAGUGCGUGCGACGGUACAACGGCUCGGUGAAGUGCGUAUGCGCGCCCGAGUGCCGGAAGAUCAACGCCCAGAUCAAAGGCCCUGUCUGCGGCUCCGACGGCCGCUCCUACAGGACCGUCUGCCGCCUCGAGAAGAGGGCCUGUCGCACACGCAACAGAACUCUCCAGGUCGUCUAUCCCGGCUUCUGUCAAAGUUCAUGUGAUAAGGUCCCGUGUCCAGACAACACGUUCUGCCUGUUGGAUCAAAAUCUGACGCCGCACUGCGUCAACUGCACCAAGUCCUGUCCACCGGCCAACGAGCCCAUCUGCGGGGUCGAUGGCGUCACCUACGAGAGCGAGUGCCAUCUCCAGGAGGCCUCUUGUCGCAAGGGCAAAGCCAUCUCCAAAGCAUAUCAAGGAAAGUGCAAAAAGACGGCCAAGUGUCGGAACAUCCAGUGCCCGGAGCAGUACAAGUGUCUGGUGGACAUGUACACGGGGAGCCCGCGGUGCGUGCGCUGCUCGCUCUGGAAGAUGAAGUUGAGGGAGAGCCUCAACGGGGGUGGAAGCGGCGGGGGCGGGGGCGGGGGCGGCGGUGGGAGCGCGGUGAUCAGCAACAGCCUCGUGCCGAGCGUCAACCGGGGUGGCUUCUUCUGCGGCACCAACAACAUCACCUACUCCUCCCAGCUCCAGAUGGUCAAGGACGCCUGCGCCACCGGUUACGUCAUCGAAAUCAAGCACCUCGGACGUUGUCGGUAUGAAGGUCCGGGUUUUCGUCUCCUAUCAAAUUCCGUGCUAGAUGAAGACGGGUCCCUGAGUGGAUUCUUUUGAGCGUUGGGAACUCUAAUCUAUUGCAUUUCGGACCAAAGUAUUAAUUUUACCCCCCGUACUGCUGGGCGAACGCCUGAAAAGUUAGGUGAUGUACUUAGGAAGAGAAUCUAUUCCAUAAACAUGCAGUAUUAAUUUUAUUUAUUUGAAUAAUUAAUUUAUUUAUUAAUAUAGGACUUUGUUUGUUUUUGUUCGUAAGUCAGUAGGUAUUUAGUUUAUUUGUACGAAAGUCAUGGUUCCUAAGAAAGCUAAUUAUAGUUAGGUAAUUGUCAAGUAUUUUUAGUAGUGCGAUGUCAUAAGUGCUGAAGAUUAGUAUAUUCCUCUCUUCUCUUUCUUGAUGUAAGGUCUGAAUUAGAGUCACUUUGACUCAAAAUUAAAAAUGAAUCGAAUUUUUUAAGAAAGAACUGAUUUACAACAUACUGAUGUAUUAGAAGUUAUACAAGAAAAAUAAAAUAAAACACGAAAAAUGUGGCUCAAACUGUAAGUUUUUAAAGGAAGGAUUUCUCCGGUAUCUCAAAAUAUCUCUCGAAAUUUGUCUUCCUCAAUCCUAAUUCGGAUUUUUCCACUCGUUUACUCAGAAUUUUUUUCUUUAGGCGCCGAUGAUUCUUUUUUUAACACAUUUUUUAGGAAGUGAAAUUAUGGCAUCAGAGGAAUCAAACCCAUUUUUUUGCUCGCCUCCCUCAUGAAACAAAAUUUAAGGUCGGUUUGUUAAAGGUAUUUUUAGACACUGUCCAUUUGUGAUUUUCAUUAUUUUUUUUCUGACAAGUGAGACCCGAUGUAGGAAAUCAAAGGUCUCGAUUCUCUGACAAGUUCUGUGUAGGUUCCCUGUGGGAUGAGCAUCAAACGUCGAACACC
Molecule: messenger RNA, 2622 nt
Organism: Bemisia tabaci
Lineage: Eukaryota; Metazoa; Arthropoda; Insecta; Hemiptera; Aleyrodidae
Gene: Fs
Product: Follistatin
Biological process (GO): anatomical structure development
Molecular function (GO): protein binding; collagen binding; calcium ion binding
Source: RefSeq, a predicted model, not a curated record